Molecule: messenger RNA, 672 nt
Organism: Bufo gargarizans (Asiatic toad)
Lineage: Eukaryota; Metazoa; Chordata; Amphibia; Anura; Bufonidae
Product: circumsporozoite protein-like
Exons: 2
Coding region: 1-672 (223 amino acids)
Source: RefSeq, a predicted model, not a curated record
AUGUUGUUGGAGGCAGGAAUAAAGAAGGAAGCGCGGCCUCCGGGCGAAUCUCCUCCACAAGGACACAGAGGACGGGCUGGAGCUGAUGAUCCCAAUAGUCAGGAGACUAAUACCACAACUGUAAAUCCUAACAGUACCAGUACCUGUAACCCAAGUCCUAACAGUACCAGUACCUGUAACCCAAGUCCUAACAGUACCAGUAACUGUAACCCAAGUCCUAACCUUACCAGUAACUGUAACCCAAGUCCUAACCGUACCAGUAACUGUAACCCAAGUCCUAACCGUACCAGUAACUGUAACCCAAGUCCAAACCGUACCAGUAACUGUAACCCAAGUCCUAACAGUACCAGUAACUGUAACCCAAGUCCUAACUGUACCAGUAACUGUAACCCAAAUCCUAACCGUACCAGUAACUGUAACCCAAGUCCUAACUGUAUCAGUAACUGUAACCCAAGUCCUAACCGUACCAGUAACUGUAACCCAAGUCCAAACCGUACCAGUAACUGUAACCCAAGUCCUAACCGUACCAGUAACUGUAACCCAAGUCCAAACCGUACCAGUAACUGUUACCCAAGUCCUAACCAAACUAGUAACUGUAACCCAAGUCCUAACCGUACCAGUAACUGUAACCCAAGUCCUAACCGUACCAGUAACUGUACCCCAAAAGACUGA